Molecule: messenger RNA, 693 nt
Organism: Sclerotinia borealis F-4128
Lineage: Eukaryota; Fungi; Ascomycota; Leotiomycetes; Helotiales; Sclerotiniaceae
Source: the annotation of a GenBank genome assembly
AUGUCUUUAGCGAACCUACUACCACCAUUGACCAAAUCUUGGGCAGACGAAGUCAACGACGAUUUGGAGGAGCGGUCUCUCGAGGUUAAUUUCACUACUAGCUACUAUAUGAAUACGUCUAGGCUAGAUCACUAUUCAGAGAUUGAAGAAGCGGAAACACUUCCACCUGAUUUUACAGAUUACGAGGCUCUUGGAUUGCCAGACGAAGAACACAUGUUCGACUCCUAUCCUUUCGCUUCAAACGACGAGAUGAUACCGAAUAAUCAGAGCCCUGCCGUGGAAACAUUUCCUGAUCAGAUCUUACUGCCCAACACCAACACAUUAGCCAAAUACAUGACAAUGGAUAUCCCCAAAACACUACCUUACUCUACUUCGGAACCCAACGCCUAUGAGUCCUUCGAUACCGAAUUCGAAUUCAAGAGAGAUAUCGAGGUAUCACGCGACGAAGAUCAGGAGGAAACCACCACAAUUACUCAAUACAGCAUCAACACUUGGGAGAAAUCCAUUGACGAUUUCCCAGAUCUUUUGGAUGAUUACAAUCCAAGCAUUGAGUCAACUCCUCAAACUACCCCCGAACUCGGUACCUCGUUCUUCUCGGAGCUUGGCUCACACUAUAGCUCGCAGACAGAGGAGGACGGAGAGGAGUUUCGGAUCGAUCACCCGUUGGUGGGAAAAGACGUAGUGGGUAUCUGA